CAGGUUACUUUAUUGGAGUGAUCGGAACAGGUACAUGUAUUCCACUCCCAUGUCCUACACAAGCCUGACUUCGCUGCUGCAGUUAUCACUUUACUGACCCGUGAAAAUUUUGGAGGUCAAUUUGGGACACAAUAUCACAGCACAUUGUUGGCAAGUAUGGCAUUUGUUGGGAUUGUAUUUGGUAUGCUUUUCGGCAUAUUGCUUUCAAAUGGUAGCAGGAUGGGCAUGAUGUGCUGCUUUUGUAACCUCAUUUGUGUGUCUGAGUGUUGUACACAGCUGGGUGCUCCUUUCCCCAUCAUUUUCUUCUCUUUCAUUUCUGGUCCUGUGGUGUUCAUGGAGGGUCAGAAGGGUGUGAGUGUUGGUGAAUCUGUCACCACACUUUGUGCUCUUCGUGCCAUCCUUGGUUUCUUUGUUGGCAUAAUCCACACUUCUGGGUCAGCUUUUCGUUCAGAGAUGGAGCAAGAUGGCAUUGCCAAAAAUGCACAAUACCAGUGGUUGGUACUUGGUACCAGUGAGCAAUGCCUGUGGCCCACCAAUUGGUGCCCAUGCUAACCUUCCAUAGAAACCAUGAUUGACACUGGUUUUGUUCUUGCUGCUUUUGCCCCACUUGCCCUGUACUGGAUGUAAGGCUAUCUUUUAUAGCAU
Pisolithus orientalis is the source of this 645-nucleotide messenger RNA. RefSeq lists its product as uncharacterized. The transcript has 4 exons. NCBI's taxonomy places the organism in Eukaryota, Fungi, Basidiomycota, Agaricomycetes, Boletales, Pisolithaceae. The coding region runs from base 157 to 552 and encodes 131 amino acids. The record is from RefSeq and is a predicted model, not a curated record.